AUGUCAUUUUUCCUAUCUCUCUUCCGCAAUCCAGGUGUGCUUGGCGCUCUGAAUGCCACCACUUUCUUAGGUCUUGGUGGAAGUACAUAUCUGUUACGGUCACAUAUGAUCGAGCUUUCGGAAGACCACGAAGCAAGAAUGGACGAACUCGAAGGCACCCUUCGUGGCCACAUCGGUCUGAUAGAAGAAGCACUUGACAGACUCGAGGGGAAAGCAACAGAAGCAGACCGAGGGAAGAAGAUGAACGAGUACUAUGGGAAGCGAGCAAGAGACGAGAGAACCAAAUAG
Messenger RNA from Drepanopeziza brunnea f. sp. 'multigermtubi' MB_m1, 288 nucleotides. Lineage: Eukaryota; Fungi; Ascomycota; Leotiomycetes; Helotiales; Drepanopezizaceae. The record is from RefSeq and is a predicted model, not a curated record.